Molecule: messenger RNA, 4088 nt
Organism: Coturnix japonica (Japanese quail)
Lineage: Eukaryota; Metazoa; Chordata; Aves; Galliformes; Phasianidae
Source: RefSeq, a predicted model, not a curated record
GGGGCCGGGAGCCGCCGGCCGCCGAGGGGAGGGGUCCGGCUCCGUGCGGUCGCGGCGGAGCCGGCGCUGCGGCAGCAGCAGGCGCGGCGGGGCGGAAGUCCUUUGUUGCAGCGGCAGCGGCGGGAGCGGUGCGGGCGGCUCUACCCCUCGCUUCGCCUCGCUCCGCGGGCUGUGAUUGAAGUACAAGAUGGCAAGAACCAGCCACAGCAACUACGUCCUUCAGCAGCUGAACAACCAAAGAGAGUGGGGCUUUUUGUGUGACUGCUGCAUUGCUAUAGAUGACAUUUAUUUUCAGGCACAUAAAGCAGUCCUUGCUGCAUGCAGCUCCUAUUUUAGAAUGUUUUUUAUGAACCAUCAACACACUACAGCCCAGCUGAAUCUAAGCAACAUGAAGAUUAGCGCUGAAUGCUUUGAUCUUAUUUUGCAGUUCAUGUAUUUAGGAAAAAUUAUGACCGCCCCUGCAAAUUUUGAGCAAUUUAAAGUGGCCAUGAACUAUUUGCAACUCUAUAAUGUACCUGAGUGUCUGGAAGAUAUACAGGAUACAGACUCGUCUAGUUUAAAAUGCUCUUCUUCUGCUUCUAGCACCCAGAACAGUAAAAUGAUAUUCGGCGUGCGAAUGUACGAAGACACGCUUGCUCGAAAUGGCAGCGAAACAAACAGGUGGGGCAUGGAGCCGCCAAGUUCAACAGUAAAUACAUCCCAUAACAAAGAGCCCGAUGAAGAAGCUUUGCAGCUCAGCAGUUUCCCCGAACAACUGUUUGAUGUCUGCAAAAAAAGCACCACGUCCAAAUACUCUCAUACAAAAGAGCGCGUGUCCCACUCACGCCGCUUCGGGAGGAGCUUCACCUGCGACAGCUGCGGGUUUAGUUUUAGCUGUGAAAAGUUACUGGAUGAGCAUGUGUUAUCGUGCACCAACAGGCAUUCGUACCAAAGUACCAGAUACUACGGUGCUGAAAAAAUAGACUUUAAUGAAAAGGACUCCGCUUCUAAAAUGAUCUCUACGCAAACAGACAAAUACAAAGGGGAUUCCAGCCAAGUUGCCGAUGAUUCUUCUUCUCCCGUGUCCAAUGUUACAAGCAGGAAGAGCAGCACGGUGGCAUCCGAGACGUCAGGGGAAGAAGGAAGUCGGGCCUCUGAGAGGAAGAGGAUUGUCAUCAAGAUGGAACCAGAGGACAGUCCUGCAGAUGAGAUGAAGGAUUAUAACAUUAUCAAGGUGACAGAUAAAGACUGCAACGAGUCUUCUGAUAACGAUGACCUAGAUGAUGAGCAGGAAGAGCCACUUUAUAGGUACUACGUUGAGGAAGAGAUGAGAGAGAAGAGAAAUGCUCGGAAGACUUUAAAACCCCGUUUAUCCAUGGAUGAGGAUGAAAGAAGGUGUUUAAAGAGUCCGCGGCACCUUAGCAGGAAAACUCCCUCCGUCCAGGAAGAUGUGGAGAAUGCUCCCUGUGAACUCUGUGGGCUAACGAUCACUGAGGAGGAUCUGUCCUCUCAUUAUUUAUCCAAACACAUAGAAAAUAUAUGUGCCUGUGGCAAGUGUGGUCAAAUACUGGUCAAGGGCAAACAGUUACAGGAUCAUGCACAGACCUGUGGAGAACCCCAGGAUCUGACCAUGAAUGGUAUCAGAAAUUCUGAGGAAAAAAUGGACUUGGAAGAAAACCCUGAGGAGCAGUCGGAAAUCAGGGACAUGAUGUUUGCAGACAUGCUGGAGGACUUCAGGGACAGUCAUUUCCAAAUGAACAGCCUUCAAAAAAAACAGUUAUAUAAGCAUUCUGCCUGUCCUUUCCGAUGUCCUAAUUGCGGGCAGCGUUUUGAAACUGAAAACCUAGCGGUUGAACAUAUGUCCAACUGCCUGGAGCAAGAUCUGUUCAAGAAUUCCAUGAUGGAAGAGAAUGAAAGAGAUCACAGACGUAAGCAUUUCUGCAAUCUUUGUGGGAAAGGAUUUUAUCAGCGUUGUCACUUGAGGGAACACUAUACUGUUCAUACCAAGGAAAAACAGUUUGUUUGUCAGACAUGUGGGAAGCAGUUCUUAAGAGAGCGCCAGUUGCGGCUCCACAAUGAUAUGCACAAAGGAAUGGCCAGGUUCUCACUUAAGAUAUCAGCUAUGACUGAAGUGGGAAAAGCAGCCAAGAGAGCUGAGGAAGAGCUAGAGGGUGCUGGGGAGCUGACAGAAGAGCCUGGUGUAGUGAAAUAGGGACUUCUAAGCUUCUGAACAACUGAGAGAACCAGGUUUGAAGAAGACAUGAGGAAGAACUGUCGGCAAAAGAUUUCAUAAAAACUCAGAACCACGUGUGCCAGAUCUGAGUUGGCACCACCUUUGCUUUUUUGACAUACUGCAGCAGUCGCAAAAGGCACCAGAGCAGUCAAAAUUAGAACCCUCAGUAAUUGUUUUGGACUCUUCUCUGUAUUACAAAACUUUACUUCCUUUGUGACUAUUAUUCACACCUGUCAAAAACAAAUUCGAAGUCUCUUUCAUGGAGCAGACAGCCUAAAGAGGCAGAUGCCAGGCGUUAAGGGCUGCGCUGAAUUGAGCUUGCAGAAUCUGCUGUUCAUAUUGCUGCCGUGCUGCUUGUAUGAAACGAGGCUUAUUAGAGUUUCUGUCAAAAACUGUUUAGACUUUUUAGCUUUAAAGUUAAAUGUACUUACGAACUAAAAGUCACGCGCUUUUUCAGACAGUUACAAUGCUAAACUGAUGAGUGUUAGAAGAGAGGGGAAAAAAUGUUUUAGUCUGAAGUACAAAGUGAAAAAAAAAAAAAACCCAAAACUUAAAAACUGAGCACAAAGGGUCUCUGAGGAAGGAAAGGAUGGUGAGAAAGAUCCAGCUGACCUGACUCCCUUUGCUGCCAUGAUCAUCAUAUGCAAGCUGAAGAGGACCUUCCCUGGAGCUCAGUGCUUAUAUGCGGAGAGUAAAGAAAUGGUGCUCUGGUCUUGUUACAAGGAUGUGAAAGAUUGUGACCAAGAAGGAGAUGAGUAAACAUGCAAUAAUCUUCACAGGGCGCAGUGUGCACCAUGGUCUGGAUCUGUACCUUGAAAAAGCUGGUUUGAAGAAGAGAAUCAGGCAUUCAUGUUCAGAUUUGAGUAAUUUAGCAGCCCUGGUUUUUCUACCUAGAUUAAUGGGAAGCGAAUGAGCAAACUAAGCAAAACAAUGCAGUAAAUGGUCAAAAACAGGGCCAGCGUGGCUUAAAAAUAUAUAUAUUAGUGAUUUCUUUUGCUUCUCCAGACAACUGGAUCAAAUUGAUUCAUGUAAGCAGACUAAACAUGCUGACCUAUAUUCUGCUGUAGUUAUGCAUCUUACUAAUUCUACUUAUGACUAUAAGAGGAUGUUUUAUUGUUUAGUAUAACUGUUAUCUCGGUAAGAAUCUGUCUGCAAUUUUAUUUAUAAUUGGCAUUAUUUUCAUUACUGUUGUUAUGAAGUAUGUAAAAUAUUGUCUGUAUUGCAGCUUGUACAGGGCAUGUGUCUGUGCUUGCUUUACUCUUCUUGAGUUUAUAAAAUUGCUAUACAAAUGCAAGAAAAGAUGUUCAGGUAUCUUUGAAUGUUGUUCCUUAGUCUGAUUUCAGAGCCCCAAACCUUUCAGCCUGUGGGUGUUGAAGGAAUCAGCGGUAUUAUCACAAAACAUCCCCAGAAUAAAUACAGGACUUUAAAAAGUCUGCAGUACAGGACUGGGAUGCUGACACUGCUGUCCCAGUGGCAGUGCUAGAGCAAUGGGGAGGACAGCAAACAUCCAGAAAAUGCAAGAUACCACUGGGGCCUGCUGAGAGAGAAGGCUUGUUAUAGGUGGGAAAUCUAAUAGCAAAUGUGAUGUCCUUUCCAUAGAGAGGAGGAAGCGCCCUCACAGUAGGACUACUGCAAAGCAGAGAAGGGAACUGUGUUUGUAGUAUCACCUAAAGAUAGGCCUUGAGCUAUUUAACUUCUUUUGUUUUUUCAUUUUUAAGCAGAGGACAUCUAGAACAGGCUCUGACUGUUCUGUAACUUAGCAAUUAUUUGUAGUCUGUGUAGAGAGUAUCAGUGAAGACAUGCCAGGUUAAUUUUCGUCAUCUUUAAAGCUUAAUCUAUGCCUCAAUGCAGUAUCUUUAAUAAAAUGUUAUUACGA